This is a messenger RNA of Homo sapiens (human), 15767 nucleotides long. It is a transcript of the gene PTP4A3, whose product is annotated as protein tyrosine phosphatase 4A3. Gene Ontology annotation, molecular function: protein tyrosine phosphatase activity. The record is from RefSeq and is a predicted model, not a curated record. Gene Ontology annotation, biological process: endothelial cell migration. Gene Ontology annotation, cellular component: early endosome; plasma membrane. Lineage: Eukaryota; Metazoa; Chordata; Mammalia; Primates; Hominidae. The transcript has 6 exons. The coding region runs from base 13836 to 14357 and encodes 173 amino acids.
AUGAUGGGCUCUCCUAAGUGAGGCCAUGGACAGCCAGGAUGUGCGUCUCGGCACCGGGGUGAGUCUUUCUUGGCCCGCUGGCAGAACCCUGGGUCAGAUGGGAGGGUUGUUGGUGCCCGGCUGUGUGUCUGCCAGCCCCUUCAUCCCUAUCCUGGCUGCUGUGUAGCUCCUGCCUCCCCAUAACUCUUGGGGGGCUGCCCGGGUCCACACUGGCCCCGUGGGGAUGGCAGUAGGCAGAGAGGGGCGGUCCUGACCCCAGAGAAAUCCCAUGGGUGAGUAGGACUUGUAGGAGAUGGCAGUUCCCUCCCUGGAGCAUGUGUCCCCAAGACUUAGAGGUCGUGGUGGGGCAGGAAGCAGGUAGUCAGGGUGGGCUUUUGGGAGGAGAUGGCAUCACAGUACGGAGGGAGUCAUGCACGAGGCACCAGGAAGGGGCAAGCCGGGUGAGGACAGGCUCCUCCUGGGGACCCAGGACCUGACGGAACGGCAUCACUCUUAAUGGCACCGUCGCGAGCCUCUUCUGGGCCAGCAGCCGGAGCUCACCCAGGGCACAUCCUUAAACCUCAGGGUCCCCUGGUGGCAGCUGCCAUGGUCGUCCUGUUUCCCAGGGAGGGAAGCUGGUGUCUGAGGCUGGCACUCUGCUAGGUAGCACAGUUGGGGAGUGGCAGUGCUGGGAUGGAAGACAGACAAGCUGGCACCUGCACAUCUGCACGUCCUGUCGUUGAGGUGACCUCUAGCCAGCCAGCUCAUCUGCUCCUUUGCAGAUGAGGCCAGAGAGACGGGAGUCUCUGGUGUGGAGGGGAGGGCACUGGGUUUGGUGGGCUGGCCCUGGGGUAACUUGCCUGCCUGUGCUUCAGUGUCCCCCUCUGUAAACAGGGUGUGACGUCCCCCCGGCCAUGUCGGAGGCUCCGAGAGGGCAGCGGGUCCAUCUCAGCAGAUGCUCUGCUGACGGAUGCUGCUGGCUGGCCCCUGCUCCCACCCUCCCCUCCUUUGGUAGCCUCCCUGGGCCGGGCUGUUCCCACGGCUGCCCAGCCACAGGAAGCCAUCUGGAGGCCUUGUUUACCCCUCCCCCUGGCCUCCCUGGCAGGAAGUCACCGGAAGGGCCGUCCCGAGGGGCCCCGGGCCUGUGAGGACAGCCAUCGGCUCAGAGGUCUGUGCUGUGGAGUCCCAGGAUAGCAUGCGGGGGCAGGGAGCUCAGAGAACAGCAGGUGGAGCGGGGCUCCAAGGCACUGGAGCACGUGGGCCGGAGCAUGGACAGAACCAUUUACCGAGCGCAUCCAUCUGUCCAUCCACACAGUCACCUACCCCUCCCCCGCUGUGGCCCCAGCAGGGCCCAGUCCCAUGAAGCUCACAGUCUCAAGGCAUGGACGAGGCCACUCCAGCUUCAGCCCAGGGGGGCCCCGUGAUGCCAGGGCCAUUCCUCCAGCUCCCGGGAUCCCACACCUCCCCUGAUAUCACACAAGCCACCCUGGGUCGGGGCUGGAGGAGGAGACCUGGGCAGCAGCUGGGGUGUCCAGGAGAAGGGAGUUGGGGAGAGGGGUGCCAGCAGAGGGUGCAGCCUCUAGAAACAUUGGAGGCCGCCCUGGGUGACGGGUCUGAGGCUGCAAGGUGUGGGUGGAGCAGGUGAAGGGAGAGGUGGGCAGGCACAGCUGGCAGGGGCUGAAGGCAUGGAUGGGACCAGUCGGGGUACUUGUGGCCCUGCAGAACCCCUCUCUCCACCACCUCCUCCAGCCCUCUGGCGCCCUGCUCAGGGAGGGCUCCCCCAGAUAACCCUGUAGGUCUGGACCCUCCUGGAGUGGGCUCAGGGGCCUGGGUUUCCACUCCACAGGAUGGGUCCAGCUGCCCCGGCAUUUGUGGCAGCCCCAGUGCCCACUGACAGGCCUGAGUGUAGCUGGCUAGGCCCAGGGCCUUUCCCACAGACACUGCCAGCAGGGACUACCUGGCCCUAGGGGGAUCUUUGACCUCCGUGGGGCCUUGCGCCCUGUGUUCUUGGCGGCCUCGCGCCUGUCCCGGCCUCCUGCCUUCGGGAGCUGGGUGGAGUGGGGGCAGGCAGCCCUGCCCCCGCCCACAUGGGGAGGCUGAGGAUUGGCCCUUCCGCCUCUGGCUACCCCUCUUCCCCUCCCCCAUACCUCCUGCUCCCCUUUUUCCUCACUUUCCCCCCACCCCUCCCCCCUGCUUCCGCUUUCUCAUCCCUUUAGAAGGUGCCUACUCAUGAUCGUCUUGAGUAAAGCCCUCCCUGAGAGUGUCUUGGGGUUUCGGGCCUGGCAAGCAUCCCCAGCCUCCCCUGAAGAGGAAGUGAGCGUGAGAACCGGGCCUUUGGCGGAUCCAGGUGCCUGCGGGCAGCCCGGGGGCUUGUUUGUUGGGUGCCUGGCCAGCGGGCCGGUCCAGAGCAGGAAUAGAUGUCUCAGGAGGGUCCCUGGCUGGUCCCAAGCACCUCCUGUGUGCACCAGGGCCGCUGUUCUUCCGUCCAGCCUCCCAGCAGCCCUGGGGUGUGGGUGCCUCUGAUUCGGAGGGAGUGACGGGACUUAGGGUUAGCCAGCUCCCCAGGUCAGAGACGCAGAGCCCUGGGCCAACCCCAGGAUGAGCCCCAUCAGCCUCUCCUUCCUGACUCAUUCAAGAUAGUAAGUGAAAGAGGGCAUGCAACCAGCACGCAGCCCCAGAGGAAGGCUGCAGCGGCCUCGCGCGGGGCCAAGGAGGCUGGGCACCGUGUGUGCCGUGGCACUGCCCUCCCUGGUGUUGCUGAUGCUGCUGAGAUGGGAGAAUGUUGUGGGAUUCUGGGGGAGGCUCUGGUCUGAGAGUCCCGAGCCUGGGGAGAUGGCCUGGCUGGGCCCAGGCUGGCCACAGGGGCACCCCAGACUUUUUUCCUGGGCAUGGUGUACAGUAAGUCCUCACAUCACAUCAUCCAUAAGUUCUUGGAAGCUGCGGCUUUAAGCAAAACGAUGCCAGUUUUAAGUGAAAAUUGGUUUAAGGACACUAGUGUUCCCAUAAGUUGAUAGAGAUAGAUAAGAGUUAAGUUCCUGCCAGGUAUUUCUGGUCACAAAAACGUCACCAGGCUUCCAAUGAAGACCCCAAACACUUCUAACAUUAAACACUGAAGUAAAUGUGAGCUACACAUACAUGUAAGAAAAGUGAAUUAAACAGGGAAGAGAAUUGCUUCCCCAGCUUUCCGUGGGCCAGUGAGUGGUAACGGAACACACAUCUCACGGCAACCAUGGUCGGGAGCUCCUCCUGCCACCACGCACUUCAAAAUCAAACGAUCACAAACGUGGCGGCUUCCUGUAUUGCCACGCAUUCGUCUGACUAUGUCUAUUUGACGAAUUUUUAUUUUGCAAUAAUUUUUAUUCAUUUAUUCAUUCAUUUUCCAACCCACUAAUUCCAGUGCAGGGUCAUGAGUGGCUGAGCCUGUCUCAGCAGCUCUGGGCACAAGGUGGGACCUGACUCUGCUCAGGACACCAUCCCCUCUCGGGGCACACUCCCAUGCACAGCCACACCCACUCAGCCAGGGCCACGGCGACACGCCUGUUCACCGGAUGUGCACAGCACUGGGGUAUGGGGGAGCCGGAGGACAGGGAGAAAACCCACACAGACCUGGGGAGCUCGUGCACAUGCCACGCAAUGGCCCUGAAAGGGAAGCGAUUUUUUUUUCUCGUCAGCGUUAUCACAAAACCACGUUGAAAGCAACAGUGUUAUUUGAGGAGCUGCUGUACUUGACGGAUGGUGCAGGACAAGGUGGGCCCUCUUCGGGGCCUCUGCGCCUCUCCCCCUUUCAGGGGGUUGGGGUAGAAACUGGAUCAAGGAUAGGGGACUCUCAUAGGAUUGGAGGGUCCAUUGGGGCAGGGCCCCCCAGCAGCUGAGGGCCUCUCUCCCCCUGUCCUGGGGUCCUGGGGUCUCUGGCCCCCAUGAGUCCAGCUCCUGAUUGCUCUGCCAAGUUUGCUGUCAUGCCAGGAACUAAGCCUUUCUCCUCGUGAGCUCUCUUGCACCCACAGUAUAGCCAUGGUAUUCAGUAGGUGCCCAGUAAGUGUGGGCUGGUGAAUGGGCCUCCAGGGAGGUGGGAUUUGGAUGGACAGAAUGGACGGGUCCUUGGGAGGUGGUACUGAGUCAGCAGAGGCUUGGGGGCAGAGCAUCUCUGCAGAGGCAGGGGCUCCAUCCUCAAGGACCCCCUGAGGGCCUCCAGGAGGAGGCAGCCAUGGGGUGCGUGGGGAAGUAGGAGUGGCAGCUCUGAGUCAGCUUGUCCCAGCUCUGAGCUCCCUCCCGCACCUACCUGUCUCCACUGUGGGGGCCACACAGCCUUUACAUAUAAAGGGCAUGGAGCAGCGCCUGGCACUCAGGCUGCCAGUACCACCAACUGGCAGCACUCAUUGGGCACUGACUGUCUACAUUGCCAGGAGUGUUCAAGAAGUAAUUUAAACUGCCAGAAAUCCUCAUCCCACGGCAUUAACUGACACCUGCUUUGGGCCUGACCCUGUGCCUGAUCCUGGGGACCUGGCAUGGGUCAGUCAACGCUCCCUGUCUGCCGCCCACAGUCCAUGACAGGGACAGACAAGUCACGAACAGGGCUGCAGGGGCUGACCCAGGAAUGAGCAGGACCUCUCUGGGACUGUUUAGGGCUUUGGCCCCCUGGUGAGGGAGCAGCGAGGCUGUGGGGACCCAGGUCCCUUGGGCCUUGCAUGCCUGGCUCCUGAUCCUGUGGGCCCCAUGCAGAAGUGGCCCCCAGUUCUUUCUGGGUGCUUGGCAUGUCCAGUCUUCCUUGGGGGCUCCCCAGGCAAUUUUGGCUAGACACCCAGCAGACGCUCCUUCCUCCAGGCCCCCCAACCUCCGGGUCCCUGAGGUCGGAGCCAGUUUUCCCCAAGACCACCCAAGCAGUGACUUUGGGUCCACCCACAGAUGCCCUGGUCACUGUGUUGCUGGGAGUGCUUGGGUGAGAAGGAAUGGCUGCGGGCGGGUCUUCCUUUCUUCAUCCUCAGCAUCCUCAUCCAUCACUGAGGAUGCUUGUCUCUGCCUUACUCCCACUCACAGGACAGUCGAAUAUGUUCACACAUCCACUGAGCCAGCACCUGCUGUGUACGGUGCCCAUUGAGAACCAGGGAGCCGAGGGUGGAGCUGUGGCCGGUCUCUUGUCCUGCGUGGGGAGAGAGGCUGACAAGCUUUGCCAGAAGGGGGACAGAUGAUCCCUACUGUGUGUGGGGGACAGAGGACAGGUCUCGGUGGCUAGCAGGAGGAACAGGAGGAUGCUGAACCUGAGAUCCGAGUGGUAAGAAGGGGCCAGCACCGGACGAUGUGGGGACAGAGCAUGCUCCUGGCCUCCAGCACAGGCAGUGCAAGGGCUCGGAGGCAGGACUGUGCUUGGCAAGUUGCAGGAACAGCUGGGAGGCAGGUGAGGCUACAGCAGAUGAGGAGAGGGGAGUGGUAGGAGGUCAGAGGGCAGGGAGCAGCUCGCGUGGGGCCUUUAGGGCGAUAAGGAUUUUUGGCUUUCCUGAGUGACGCGGGCACCACUGGAGGCUUUGAGCGGAGGGGGCUAUGAUCUGACUUAGGUCGAGGACACUGGUGGGGGCAGUGGUGGGGAUACCCAGGAUGCCAGAUGGGUAUCCCAGAUUCUUGGUGACCCUCGGUAGCCCCUCUGGGCGGUGGCUUUAGGCAUCUGGGCUCAGGUGUCACCAUUUCACUUGUCGGCCACCCACGGCUGCUUCCUGCCCCAUCUGGGGAUUCCGGGGACUUUCCAUUUCCUCACCUUGCACUUGAUUCUGUGAUGUGCCUGGACUGGGGAUUGUGGAGGCCUGUCCGUGCCCUGAAGCACUUCUGAGAAGCCGGGGAGCAGUUCCCUGGGGUUUCCCCUGGGAAGUCCUGCCGUCCUCUUUCUGCUGCCACCCAGAGCCCGCCCUUUCCGGAGAGCAGUUCCCUGGGGUGUCCCCCUGGGAAGUCCUGCCCUCCUGCCUCUGGCCCUUGCUCAAGCCGCGCCCCCAUCUGGAUGCCCACUUCUUCCACUCUGCUCUGUUGGACCAAUUAGGCCAACUCUGGGGAUAUGUGACCCCAGUGUUUGUGAUCAAACGGGGCCCAGACUCAUUGACAUCCUGCGUGAACUACAGUUUUGGUAGAGGUGCAAGUGGAUUCUGUGUGGCACAGAAGAUGGCGAGUGGUGACGGCUGUGUUGCCUGCAUGCCACCGACAGCCCGCCUCUUCUUUCCAUCUUAAUCCAUCUUGCCAGCUCUCAAGGGCUGUAGGCACUUCGCCCUGAAUCCUCCUCUGAGCCGGCUUUGCCUCCUGCUGUUCCCACUGAGCGAAUUAAAUAAGUCUUUGCCCUGUGCCCACUGUAUGUGCAAGGUCAUGCAGGUUAUGCUUUGAACUUCCAAAAAUGCGCUCAGAAAUCUUUCCUGUCCUCUAGGGCCCAUCUCUGAUGCCACCUUCACCUUCUGGAUUCUCUCCAGGGGAGGAGGUCAGGCCCUUGGGAGGUACCCUUUGCCCUCUCUGCUGGGGAUCCUGGAGAGUCCCUCCCCAACUCCCCUGGCCACUGGGACCUCUCUUCCUCCCUGACCUGCCCAGCAUCCUCCCUUGGCAGCCUGGCACAGCCCGGACAGAACCUAGAAGGUGUGGAUUCUGCCUGCCUGCCCUGUGUCCCCACAGUCCACAUGCUGGCCUGGACUCUCAGGCCUCCCCACCUCCAGUCCCUCUCCUGCCCUCUCCAUUCCUUCACACACGUGGGCACAAAGCUGGGGCUUCUGUAAGGGUGCAUCUGGUAGGACCUCAACCUCCCGUACCCAAUGGGGUCUUGGGAGAACAGAAGUUGUGGGUGAUGGUUAAGGUGUAGCCCUCUUCCCAACCUUGCACAGCCCCCUGGCUCAGUCCCUGAGGGUAAAAUUCAGACAGAGCUGGAAAUGACCCAAAUGUCCAUCAGCUGAGGAUAAACGAAAUGUGGCAGGCCCACAGAGUAGAACAAGCUUGCCCAGCCAGCAGCGCGGCCCAGGACGGCUUUGAAUGUGGCCCAACACACAUUCAUAAACUUUCUAUUUUUUUUUUUUUUUUGAGAUGGAGUCUCACUCUGUUGCCCAGGCUGGAGUGCAGUGGUGGGAUCUUGGCUCACUGCAACCUCCACCUCCUGGGUUUAAGUGAUUCUCCUGCUUCAGCCUCCCAAGUAGAUGGGAUUACAGGUGCCCGCCACCACACCCAGCUAAUUUUUGUAUUUUUAGUAGAGAUGGGGUUUUGCCAUGUUGGCCAGGCUGGUUUCAAACUCCUGACCUCAAGUGAUCCACCUGCCUCAGCCUCCCAAAGUGGUAAGAUGACAGGCGUGAGCCACCGUGCCUGGCCAAAUUUGUAAACUUUCUUAAAACAUCAUGAGGUUUUUUGUUGUUGUUGUUGUUCAUCAGCCAUCAUUAGCGUUAGUGUAUUUUAUGUGUGGUCCUAAACAAUUCUUCCAGCGUGGCCCAGGGAAGCCAAAAGAUUGCACACUCCUGCAGUAGAAUAUAGGCGGCCAACAGGUGGAGCGGGCACAGACUCAGGCUGCGCCGUGGCUGAGCCUUUACGACGCCAGGAGAAGCGAAAGGAACCAGGCGCAGAGGGCCACGUGGUGUGUGAGGCCAUUCACAGCAAAUGUCCUGAACAGGCAAGUCCACAGAGACAGAAAGCAGACUUGUGGUUGCCAGGGGCUGGGGGAGGAGGGGUGGAGUGACUGCUGGUGGGAGGGGGCGAUGGAAGUGUUCUGGAAUUAGUGGUGAUGAUUACACAGCACUGUGAAUAUAUUAAAAACACUGAAGGUUACACUUUAAGAUGGCUAAAAUGACUGGGCCUGGUGGCUCACGCCUGUAAUCCCAGCACUUUGGGAGGCCAAGGUGGGCGGAUCACCUGAGGUCAGGAGUUUGGGACCAGCCUGGCCAACAUGGCGAAACCCUGUCUCUACUAAAAAUACAAAAAUUAGCCGGUUGUGGUCAUGGGCGCCCGUAAUUCCAGCUACUUGGGAGGCUGAGGCAGGAGAAUUGCUUGAACCCGGGGGCGGAGGUUGCAGUGAGCUGAGGUCGUGCCACUGCACUCCAGCCUGGGUAACAGAGCGAGACUCUGUCUGAAAAAAAAAAAAAAGACUAAAAUGGUGGAUUUCAUGUGUUAUGAAUUUUAUCUCAAAAAAUAAAUUAGGAUAGCACCCCCGCCUACACAGACUCUGUCCUGAGCAGCUCUCAGAAGUCCGUAAAAUAGGGUGAAAGUGUCGUUGCCCUGCCCCCGGGUUCCCAGUGCUGUGGGGACGUCACCAGCUGCUGGGGAACAGAGGGAUGCUGGCACCCACCCAGGGCUCAGGGCAGGGCAGGAGCUUGGUGUGCGCUAGAGACUAGAGUGAGAAGGCCCUUCCCCGGCCCUCACAGAGUGCCUUGCCACUGGGGAGUUGAGUGAAGGCACAGACAAGGUUGUGAGGUACCCACGCUGCCGUGUAGUGUCACCACGCCCUGAUGUGUAUAACCUGUUUUCUUUGCUCAUCUGGGUGGACUGGUGGGGCAUUUGAUUCUGGAGGGUGGGGUUCCAGUCUGCAUGGUUCCCUGGGGAUCCCUGGCCCCAACAUGAAGGCAGUGUGGCCUGAGGGCCUCUCAGUCCCCAAGGUGCUGACCCACCGCUGCCUUUCCCGAGUCCUCCCUGGGCCCUGCUAGGGGAGGCCUGGGAGCUGCAGCAUCCAACAGGCCCGUGUGAAUGGCCUGGCCACAGCACUGCCAGACAGGGCAAAGUUCCUGGCCCGGGGCUGUCUCUGAGCCCUGGAGCUGGCGGGGUAGGGAUCAGCUCCUGUGAGCUCCCUCCAUCCCCAGAUCCACCCUUCAGGUCCAGGGCUAUUUGGUGGCAGCUCCUGGUGGGGCAGGGGGAUGGGAGGGAUGGGAGCCUCCAUCUGUGGACCCGGCACCCAGUCUGCCUGCAGGCCUGGUGAUUGUGGCCCGACCUCCUGCCCACCCCUUCUGGGCACCACGGCGAUGCCCAGAGCCCCUGAGGGGCUGUGCAGGCAGGGCAUAAGAUGGCAGAGGGCUCCACAUAGCCCCUAGGCUGGCAGGAUGUGUUCUGAGCUGAGGUCCUCUGGAAAGCGCCUGUGGAUUUCUGGCCCCUCCCUGGUGUGUUCCCCACCUGCCUGCUGAGCCUUCAGAUGCCUGGGAGAGCAGGUCUCCCUUAGGUCCGCUGGUUCUGAUGGUUCCCCUCCUUCUCUCCUGGGAGCUGGGCAGGUGCUCAAAGCGGGCAGUGCAGGCUGCCCAGCGUGCCCAGCUCCCAGGAUGCACCAUGUGACCCAGGCCCCCUCCUGCCCUGCUUGCGCUGGCGAGGGGCCGUGGCUGGGUGCCCAGCGGUGCCUGCGGGGGCCCACUCCCUGGGGCAGUGCCUGCCUGCCACCCACCUGGGCUGGGCAUCCAGUCUGGCCUUGGCUGUUGUCAUGGCAGCCAAUGCCUGCAGCCGGGAGCUAAACUUGCUACCCUCAAGCCACUGUCACCACGGCUGUGACGAACAUGGGGACAUACAGCCUGGGUCGGGGAGGUGACCAGGCCUGGCUCUGCCCAGCCCCUGCUGCGGACGGUCACCGCGGUCACAGCCCACAUGGCCUGCCUGCCACCCCCUCAUGCCAUGGCCUGGGCUGUCUGAGGUUCUGUGUCAUGGAUGAGGCCCCAGGAUCACAGAAGUGCCCACAGCCACACAGACGGGCAGGAGUCGGGAGGCCCCGGCCCCCAGGCUCCCAGCCAGACUGGGGGAGUGGGGCUGGCCCAAUCUGGAGUUGCCAAGGUGGGGUUCGGUGAGGCACCAUUGUUGCUAGUGCCUGGUUUCAAAAACAUUCCAGAAAUGCCCUGCUGGCCACCUGCCUGGCUCUGAGGUCCCCACAUCUGUGGAGGAACAGGGGCUUUAAGAAGCCCUGCGGGGAAGAAGCCCCAUCCACGCAGGCUCCCCUGAGGGUUCUGAGGCACCUGCUGGGAACUGUGGUCUUCUUGGGGCGCUCGGUGUCCUCACAGCCCCUGUGGGUACCUGGCAAAGUGCCAGUGUUCCAGGGACUCAAGCGAGGCCUCUUGGAAAGGGUAAUAAUGUCCCUCAGAUCCCAGGAGAAAACCAAGGGCAGGUCCAUGAAGGACAGCCUUCCAGCGAACCCAUCCUACAGACGAGCACACUGAGGCACAGAGGACAGCCUUCCAGCGAACCCAUCCUACAGAUGAGCACACUGAGGCACAGCGAGGUUGAGGGAUGUACCCAUCACACAGCUCACAAUGGGGAGCCAGGAGGGGAACCAGGUCACACAGCCCUGUGUGAGGACAGUGGCCAUGGGCUGAGCAAUGGCCAGGCCUUGCGGGUGGAAAGGAGCUGUCCCCUCCCCUGGACCCCAGAGAACCCACCUGCCUUGGCUUUGAGCUGAGCUUUGAGCCGGGGUCACUGGCUGAGUCUCGCACCCUCUCUGAGCCUCAGGUUCCCCAUUUGUCAGAUGGGGAAGGCCAAGACCCAGGGUAGAUGGAGCCUGAGUCAGUGCUGGCAGCACUGGCGUUGUGGGCUGGCAAGGCGUGGGGCACCUCUGUGUGCAUGGGGUGGACCUGUGUGUGCCUAGCAGCCUCCCUGCCACAAACCACCCUCCUCCUGUAUGCCAGGGUCACAGGAGCUGAAGACAGUGGCCGAGCCCCGCUUUUUCUGCCCCCUCUUGAUUGUUUCAGGGACGAGGUCUGGUUCUUUGUCAACCCAAGUGCCCAGCACAAGGCUUGGCAUAUGGUGGUGGCCUGUAAAAGCCAGUGAUGUGACUAUGAAACCAAUCCACUCAUAGCACUGCACGUGCUUUUUGGGAGGGAGCUGGCUCAGAGAGGAAAGGCCAUCAGCACUGGUCCCCCCAGUAGGAUCUAGGCACCAUGGGGAACCUGCGGGCCCCUCCAGCCCCUCCACCAUGUGUCCUGGGGGUAGCCCUAUCCCCCUGGGCCUCAGUGGCGCCGUGUGCACUGGCUCUGGGGGUGCCAGGCUGCGUCUCACCAUCGGGCCAGCCCAGAAAUAGCUGUGACCUUCCGCAGCCAGCUUGGCAGCGCUUGGGGCCAAGAGGCCUACGUGCAUGCCGGCUGAGUCCCCUCACCGUGCAGGGCUGGCUAUUUUGGACGUGGCCUCCCGAGGCCAGGUCAGAGCUCUUUCCCGCGGUUCCUCAGGCCCCUCUGACGUGCGUCCACUAGAGCCUCGGCCAGUGGCCCUGGCUAGCUCCAUGAUCUCGAUCCCCCUUCCUGUCCCCGACCCCACGGGCCCUGGGUGGCACAGAGGAAGGGAUCCCAGGGACUGAGCACAGGGUGACCGCGCCUGCUGGGGCUGACAUGGAGUGUAGGGCUUGGCUGUUUUAAGAAGAAAAUGCAGAGAAAGUGCCCACCCUGGGUAGGCCCUGAAUCCUGUCUCAGCCUCUCAGAGCUCUCGCUGACUGCACAGCCUGAGCCUCGGUUUACUCAUCCACAAAAUGGGGUGAUGGGCGCCUUCCAGGACUGCUCUGAGGAUGGACAUGGGCAUUGCCUGUGCUGAGGGCACCACGCGAGGCCACUACACAGAGGGGUUCUUGGGCCUUCUCCGCCUUCCAUGGGACUGGACACUGGGUUCAGGGAGGGGCGUCAUGGGUAUAUGGGGGUGCUGCGCUGGGCAGUGGCUAAGCGUGGGCUCUUCCUUUUCUGUGACACAGCAGAGGUGUACAUGCCUGCUGCCCUGUCCAGGGCGUCUGGGUAUGGUGGAAGUGGCCCCAAGGUCCAGCCACCCUCAGGGACCACAAGCUUCCUGGACACCCUGCUGACAGGGUCCCACUGUGGAGGAACAGGCCGGCCCAGCUCCCCACCUCCCAAGUGAGCAUGGGUGGCUGGGUGGGCGUGAGGGAUUGGCUCCCCUGCUAGAGGGCAGAACUCCUGUUCCCGUGAAGGUGCUGGGUGGGGUGUGAGUCUGCUCCUGGGUUUGGGGUCAGGCAUGCCAGGAACAGCAAGCAGGGGCUGCCUGCCUGCCUAGUGCUGGCUGCAUGCUCAUGGCCCUCAGGGCCCUGUCCCCUGGAUGGUCCAGGGGUCCCGAGGAGGAGCCAUGGCCUCUUCUCCGUGGAGAGGCCCUGUGGGCCCAAGGCCUGGCUCCAUCCAGGCAGGCACAUGGAAUUCAGCCAAACUCUGGAUCCUUUCUGCAGAGCAGGCUUAGCUUGAGCCCUCCCACAGCGAGCUCGCCCACUGCCCACCCUGCCCUCUCAGCCUCUGUGACAACUCUGUGGGCACUGCCAGGGGCAGUUCCUGUGUAUUCUCAUCUGGUGAUGGGUUCAUAAUUCUCAUGUUGUGUGGGUGACUAACAAGGUCUGGGAGCUCAGGAGAGGGGCCCAGAGGCACACAGCAUGCACGGGACGGUUUUGCAGUUCCCAGGGGGCACCUGGGGUGGAGGCUUAGCCAGGCCCAGUGGGCUCAGGGCUGGCCUCAUGCCCUUCCCCUGUUGUGGACCACUUUGGGGCCUCUGGCUGAUGCUGGUGGGUGAGGACCUUCCUGGGCAGCCUCCUCCGGCCAGCAGGAGGGACCAUCAGGCCAUGCGGACCCUUGGAGAGCUUGGGGGUCGGUUCCUGCCCUGGAGUCAGCUGUGUCUGCUGAGGGUCCACUGGUGUGUGGCACAGAAGGGGUAGGGGCUGUGCCUGGUGUGCCAGGGAGGCCCUGAACUCUCCGGGAGGCCAGAUCAGGGGCCUCCUCUGGGCCUGCUGGGGGCCUCUGCAUUCUUGGCAGGGCCUCAGGGACUGGGGCGGGGAGAGGCUCCUUCUCAGAGGCUGUGAGCUCCGAAUGAAACUCCAUGCCCUCCGGGACACCAUGCCCACUUCUGGGUACUGGCCUUCAGGGGCCUUGGAUGUGGGUGGCAUGGCACUGGCUAAAUGGGGCCCAGGAGGAAGGCAGCAGGACCGUGGGCAUGCAGGCCUAAUGCCAGGGCCAGGGCAGGCUUCAUGUGGGCUUCCUCCUGUCUGGAAUCCUGGAGCCGCACAAUUUCCGACCCAACACCCCGUACUCCAGAGCGACUGGCUCUUAACGGAAGCUGCUGCUGGCAGAUGCUGUGUGCUGUGGACCCACCUGGGGUUCAUGGAGUGGGCCACGGGGCCCAGCCCUAAGCACUGCUGCGCCCAGGGUCGCCGCGCCUCCUGCUGAGGGGUCCCCGUGCCACUGGCUCUCACCAUUGCCCUCGCCUGCCGAUGGCCUCUGCUGCCCAGCCUGGGGCCAGCUCUACCGCCUGAGCCCCCUGCCCCACUCCAGGACUCACCGUACCCCGAUGGGGUAACGUGACACAGGCCCCACACGUCAGAGGCCGCUGUCCCCACGGCCACUGCCCGUGACCCCUGGCCCAAGGCAGCUGGAGUUGGUUCAGUUCAAGUUCAUUCUUCCUCUGGCCCUUGGGGGCUUGGGGCCCACCUCUGAGUGAAGGGGGCUGUCUGCCCAUCCACCAAUGUGGAGAGGGCGCCCCCGGUGUGGGGUCCAGCUCUGGACACUGCUUGGCGGCCGGGUUCACUUUGAGUUUUUAAGUUUUCUUUGCUGAGCUUUUUUGGUUGUUCUUUUUAUUUUUUGCCUCUUUAUGACUAUCCAGCUCUGAGAGACGGGAGUUUGGAGUUGCCCGCUUUACUUUGGUUGGGUUGGGGGGGGCGGCGGGCUGUUUUGUUCCUUUUCUUUUUUAAGAGUUGGGUUUUCUUUUUUAAUUAUCCAAACAGUGGGCAGCUUCCUCCCCCACACCCAAGUAUUUGCACAAUAUUUGUGCGGGGUAUGGGGGUGGGUUUUUAAAUCUCGUUUCUCUUGGACAAGCACAGGGAUCUCGUUCUCCUCAUUUUUUGGGGGUGUGUGGGGACUUCUCAGGUCGUGUCCCCAGCCUUCUCUGCAGUCCCUUCUGCCCUGCCGGGCCCGUCGGGAGGCGCCAUGGCUCGGAUGAACCGCCCGGCCCCGGUGGAGGUGAGCUACAAACACAUGCGCUUCCUCAUCACCCACAACCCCACCAACGCCACGCUCAGCACCUUCAUUGAGGACCUGAAGAAGUACGGGGCUACCACUGUGGUGCGUGUGUGUGAAGUGACCUAUGACAAAACGCCGCUGGAGAAGGAUGGCAUCACCGUUGUGGACUGGCCGUUUGACGAUGGGGCGCCCCCGCCCGGCAAGGUAGUGGAAGACUGGCUGAGCCUGGUGAAGGCCAAGUUCUGUGAGGCCCCCGGCAGCUGCGUGGCUGUGCACUGCGUGGCGGGCCUGGGCCGGGCUCCAGUCCUUGUGGCGCUGGCCCUUAUUGAGAGCGGGAUGAAGUACGAGGACGCCAUCCAGUUCAUCCGCCAGAAGCGCCGCGGAGCCAUCAACAGCAAGCAGCUCACCUACCUGGAGAAAUACCGGCCCAAACAGAGGCUGCGGUUCAAAGACCCACACACGCACAAGACCCGGUGCUGCGUUAUGUAGCUCAGGACCUUGGCUGGGCCUGGUCGUCAUGUAGGUCAGGACCUUGGCUGGACCUGGAGGCCCUGCCCAGCCCUGCUCUGCCCAGCCCAGCAGGGGCUCCAGGCCUUGGCUGGCCCCACAUCGCCUUUUCCUCCCCGACACCUCCGUGCACUUGUGUCCGAGGAGCGAGGAGCCCCUCGGGCCCUGGGUGGCCUCUGGGCCCUUUCUCCUGUCUCCGCCACUCCCUCUGGCGGCGCUGGCCGUGGCUCUGUCUCUCUGAGGUGGGUCGGGCGCCCUCUGCCCGCCCCCUCCCACACCAGCCAGGCUGGUCUCCUCUAGCCUGUUUGUUGUGGGGUGGGGGUAUAUUUUGUAACCACUGGGCCCCCAGCCCCUCUUUUGCGACCCCUUGUCCUGACCUGUUCUCGGCACCUUAAAUUAUUAGACCCCGGGGCAGUCAGGUGCUCCGGACACCCGAAGGCAAUAAAACAGGAGCCGUGGCCGUGUGUGUGGAGUGGGCUACAGCGUCAGGCGGGGCGGGCUGGUGGCCUGGGGGCCCCAGAGGCUGCUGUCUGGAUCCUGGGCUGGUGCCCAGGAUGGGGCUCCCGCGUGCUCUUGCGCUGCCCUCUGGUGGCCGCUCUGGGUCCUUGCACCCCGACCCAGGGGCCAGCCUGCCCUGUCCUGUCCUGAUACCGAGGUGGGAGCCCUGCCUUGGCCAGGGUGGCCGUGUUGACGGUUCUUGGGACUGUGACAUUGGAAGGCGAGGCAGGUCACCAGCACUGUCCUCUGCAGGAUGGGCUGGGAUUCAUUUGGCAGCUUCUCAGGGCCUGUGUCCGGCUGGUUGGUCCCUGUGCUGCCCAAACCAGGUGUCCACAUUUCCGGCUCCGAGGCGCAGAGAAGGGGGCAGGUGGUGGCUUGGGUGGAGGAAGUCACCAUCCAUCAGCCCAGGGAGGGAGGGUGCCACCUGGGCACCUGGGGCUGGAUGUGAGAGGCCUGGACCAGGGCCCGCCGGAGGGCGUGGACCAGAUGCUCAUGUGUUCCUGGGUGCAGUGUCUGUGUUGGGGGCUGGCCCCACCCUGGGCCGGGGUGCAUGGAGGGCAUGGCCCCAGCGGGGAGGAAGGUGGGCCUAGGGCUGGCUCCAGGGUGUGGAGAGCCUGGGAGUGGUCUCCGUCCUGGGGCCCCAGGAGGUUCCCGCAAGGAGCGACUGGGGCAGGUGCUGGAGGAGGUCAGUGGACAAGAUGGGGAGAUGUGGAAACCCCAAAAGCCCCUUCUCAGGCAGCCCUGCCCCCAAGACCGACAGAUGGCUAAGGGGGCCGCAGACCUGGCUCCCCCAGCUCCUGUGUGGAGAAAGGGCAACAGCUGUCCCGGAUGGUUAUUCUCUCCUUUCCUCAAACACAUUUGGAACUCAAGUAAAUCCAAUGCAUGUUGGGUGAA